Osmerus eperlanus (European smelt) is the source of this 4373-nucleotide messenger RNA. Its product is annotated as rho-related GTP-binding protein RhoB. Bases 188 to 778 code for a protein of 196 amino acids. Lineage: Eukaryota; Metazoa; Chordata; Actinopteri; Osmeriformes; Osmeridae. The record is from RefSeq and is a predicted model, not a curated record. Gene Ontology annotation, cellular component: cytosol. The transcript has a single exon. Gene Ontology annotation, molecular function: protein kinase binding; GTPase activity; GTP binding. Gene Ontology annotation, biological process: small GTPase-mediated signal transduction.
UUACUAUUGCAUCUACUUGGAAAAAGAGACUGGUGUUUGCAGAGCACAACGUUCAGUGCACAAGAAUCGUCACCAUAGGCCUAUUGCGACCAAGCGGCGAAUAGUCUGGGAUUCAUAGUUUUCAUCGAAUUUUGUAUUUUGUCACAAUUAAGUUUAUAGACCGUCAUUCUCUUUUCCAGAACAACAAAUGGCAGAUAUACGUAAGAAACUUGUCGUGGUUGGCGACGGCGCGUGUGGAAAAACCUGCUUGCUUAUUGUAUUUAGCAAAGACGAGUUUCCAGAGGUGUAUGUUCCAACUGUGUUUGAGAACUAUGUGGCUGACAUUGAAGUGGACACUAAGCAAGUCCAACUAGCAUUGUGGGACACAGCCGGCCAGGAGGACUAUGACCGCCUUCGCCCACUGUCCUAUCCGGACACUGAUGUCAUUUUGAUGUGCUUCUCAGUGGAUAGCCCAGAUUCACUUGAAAAUAUUCCUGAGAAAUGGGUACCAGAGGUUAAACACUUUUGUCCAAAUGUGCCCAUUAUUCUUGUAGCGAACAAAAGGGAUUUGCGUAACGAUGAGAAUGUCAGAAACGAGUUGUCCAGAAUGAAGCAAGAACCUGUAAAAACCGAGGACGGACGAGCCAUGGCCAUGCGCAUUGGCGCAUAUGACUAUUUGGAGUGCUCUGCGAAAACUAAGGACGGUAUACGGGAAGUGUUUGAGACUGCGACACGCGCUGCUUUACAGAAGAGAUCCAGUCCAUCUACAGGUUGUGCCAAUUGCUGUCUGUUGUUAUGAAUAAACGACCACGACGAGCGACGACCACUGUAGACUACUCCGUUAACACCACUAAGAUCGGUUUUCUUUCCCUGAGAAUCAUCAUUGAAUAACGGUGGAUCCAUAGCAUGGACCUAUUCGCCAAUUCAGUUGACCUAGAUUGAGUCUGCCAAGUCCACCAUUAAGAUUAGUUAGAGGUCCUAUGCCAAAUAAAUUAUUUCUAAUGCGAGGGUAUCCUACAGGUUUACUAAAGAAUGCUGCUUCAGAGGGCUUGCACAGGUCUUAAUUGGCACACGGCAUUUGAUGGACAUCAUAAUGGAAUUGUGAUGGUAAUACAAACGAGUGGUUUCAAGGACAAAAACCAACGCAUCUUCAUUACUACAGACUACUUAAUCUACCAGUGUUGUCAAGUUUUAUUUAUAUGAAAGACUCAAGCUUACAAGCCAAGUUUUAUUGCACAAUGAAAGGGUUGUAUCUUUCAUUAGACGUUCUGUUUUUUAAUGUAUCUGAAUACUUUUGCCACAGGUUCUUUUGUUUUGGUCAAGCUGCUUUCACAAAGACUUCCUCCAGAAGGCUGUGUAUUCUGCCUUUGUGUCAGUAUUUCAUAGGCACUUGACUAUAUCAGGUCAGGGAAUAUGUAUAGCAGCUUCAAUGUGUACUUCACAUUGACAUUUAGUCAUUUAGCAGACGCUCUUAUCCAGAGCAACUUACAGUAAGUACAGGGACAUUCCCCCAAGGCAAGUAAGGUGAAGUGCCUUGCCCAAGGACACACCAUCAUUUUGCACGGCCGGGGAAUAGAACCAGCAACCUUCUGAUUACUAGCCCGAUUCCCUAACGGCUCUUGCCACCUGACUCCCAUACUGUAUUGUGAAUGUCAUAUGACAUAAAAAGUGCAAUAUUUGUAUGUCCUCAAGAAUUUGCUAGUUGAAAAAAUAUAUACAUUAUUUUGUGCUUUUAAAAAGAUACUAUGAUUUUAUUACAGCCUGUUUAGUCACGUUGAAUGCCUUGAUGAUCCCAAAAGUGCAAUAACGUAAAAAUGUUUAGUAAAGUCCCGAUGGCAUCAAUGAAACCACCAUAUUUACUGUAUUCUACUUAGCCCAGGAUCUUACAACUUGGUUUCUAAAUAAAACUCUUAAUAACCUGAUUAUUACUAUGUCAACUAUGAGGAAGUAUUUGGUGUAUAUUAGUUACAGAUAGAGCAUGUUUAUAUUUGUUUUUUCAACAGUAAAGUGGAUAUGAAGUGUAUUUUUACAGAAACUGUGUAAAUAGGAUUGCAGCACAAUAAGAGGAAACUAACCCAAAACACAGAAAGCACACAUAAAGCACUGUACUAUAUUAUGGACUGGGCAAACAGGAAAUCAGGAAGACUGUUUUUUGUCACAGCCCACCAACACAAAAAGUAACUGGAAGUACAAAGUUGGAUUUCAUAUCAAGGGCUUUAACUACAGAUUAUGUUUGUCUAAUUUAAUGCAAACAUGUUGCAUUCGUGUUAUGUAAUGGACAGUGUUUCAUGACAGCAUUUAACGUCAUUGUUACAAUUGAUUUCCUUUGGUCCCUUACCAAUAGGGGAUUUCUUUGGGAUGUAAAGAGCUCGGUCUUGAUUUGGGUUCAAUCAUUUAAAAGGCACAUUCUUUCUAAAUGUCUGUUGCUGGGCUGUUUGUUGACAGGAACUACAUGUUCCCUCUCUCUCUCUCUCUCUCUCUCAUCACAUCUGUGCAAUCAAUCUUGUGUCAUUUUGUGUCAUACAAAAGUUUUAGUACACUGUGUUGUUUGUGUGUUAUACUGCAGAAAAUGGACAUUAAGCCAGAAAAAGUAUUGAUAGAAACUAAACAGUGUUAUUUAAUAUUUUCUCAUACAUUCAGGAUAAUGGCACUAUAGAAGGGGUCAACUGAAACCACAGUGAAGUCAUUCGAGUGGACUAUGUAUCUUGGAAUUACACUGAGAGGGAAACAAAUGGAAAGUUUUAAAUAGAAAAGCGAUGCAGAAUACAGCCAACAGCAGUCAAAUCAAUAAAUAAAUCCAUACAUUUCUCCAUCACUGGCUUUCUGUUUUCCAUUUUCACAACCAAGCGGAACUAUUAAUAGUAGGGGUGGAACAAUAUAUCGUGGAACAAUAUAUCACAAUACAACAUUUUUACAAUAUGUAUCGUAGAGUUAUGGCAAUAUUUUUACAAUAUGACGUCCGUUUGAUCCUAUUGGUUGAGCUACCAGCACGCGACCUACUCUGCACCUGCGUUAUGUGUGCAUUCAUUGCAUUCACAGAAAUCGCUUGAACGGAGUUAACUAAAUUGUAUGUACAACAAAGAAAAUUAUUAUGUUUAAUGUUUUGGAAAUAAAUCUGUUAAGUGAAUUUCAGUUGAAUUUAAAAUGUUGUUCAAAAUAUCGUGAUACGUAUUGUAUUUUACACCCAGUAUCGUGAUACGUAUCGAAUAGUGAGCUGAGUGUAUCGUUACACCCCUAAUUAAUAGGGCAGUUUCAUGCCUCAUUAAAUUUGUAUAGGCCUCACUAAUCCAGAAGCAGUAUUUCAUGUCUGUGCAUACACGUUUUGAGAGCUAUUAAAAUAGACUUUAAAUGUGAAAUAUCCUGUCAUGUUCUGUUGUGCUUUGGUACCCAUUCAUAGAUGCCUACCUUUUAUCUCCAUCAAAGGAUGUGCUUACGCUCUGCCAACAGAAAGUCAGCAACCAAGAAUGCCUUUGCUUUCUGUUGUCAUGAAUUACUUUGUUAAUAGCUGAUGUCAUGCUGUGGACUGUGGAACAUUUUUAAGGGGAGGGACACUUUAGCCUGCUCUGUAUUUAGCUUGAGAGAUGAAAAUGACACAAUGCUAAAUUUAUAAAGGGUGUUUUCUUUAUUCUGUCCAUAAACAAAAUACAGUUUAAGUAGAGUACAUACAUUUGAUCAAGUAAAGCAAGUUUUGCAGUGAGUAACAAUGAAUUUGGAAAAUGUCUUCAUUUCUGUUGCUGUGAGGCUUACGUGUAUAAUCUUACUUGAUGAUCUUCUCUGUUGUUGAACACUUAGUAAGUACAAGGGUUACUAAAAUAUUUCAUUUCAUGUGGAACUUAAUUUCAACUUUUGUUAAUUCAAAGAGAAUGACUGUAACACUAAAGUGUGUAGAAGGAGUUAGAAAAAUUAAACUUGCAUUCCAAAUGGUCUUUAUUUAUGUGUUUAGGUUUUUAAAUACAGACACAAGGGGGACAUAGUAAUAUCAGCUGAGGUGGUAGACAUCUGAAUAAUUAAUACUAAAACAAAAUAAGCAAUUUACAAAAAAAAUGUGGGGAAAAACAUGGAAACAUGCCUUUGCCUGAAUAACUAGGACUGUUGCAUACAGAAUGACAACAAUGUAGGUUUAGUUGUUUUCCAUGUCUAGCUGUUUCAGACAUACUUAAGUGAUUUAAAAACAUUCUUUGACUGAAUAGCAUUGGUUACAGGUUACUGGUUCAAUCUGCCUGGUCAGAAAAUGGAAUGUCAAUUUCUAUCCUUCUAUCAGACACUCUCACAUACGACUCUGCAUGCUUGGAUAUCUCCUUAAGGAACUCUAUAACCAUGUUGUGGAAAGCAUUCAGGCGCUUGACCACUGAGCCAAUCCAUGACUGGAUGUCAGCGUUCAGCUGCUCAAUAGA